Molecule: messenger RNA, 2814 nt
Organism: Scomber japonicus (chub mackerel)
Lineage: Eukaryota; Metazoa; Chordata; Actinopteri; Scombriformes; Scombridae
Gene: cdh24a
Product: cadherin-24
Exons: 13
Biological process (GO): cell-cell junction assembly; homophilic cell-cell adhesion; calcium-dependent cell-cell adhesion
Cellular component (GO): adherens junction; plasma membrane; catenin complex
Molecular function (GO): cadherin binding; calcium ion binding
Source: RefSeq, a predicted model, not a curated record
AUGAGAGGCAAAGAAGAGGAUGAUAUAAAACCCCCUCUGAAUGUUGCUUUUAAACUAAAUGACAGAGAACAUAAUGAUUCUGACUUUAAGAGCAUCUUGGCGGGGCAGACAGUCAUACUUGAACAUCCUGAACCUCCUGUCAAAUCCCUAAUACCUAAACAUAACCCUGAACUCAGCUUGAACCGCGAGAAAAGGAGCAAUUUGACUAAUGGAGAGGUUGAAGGUGUAAUUAACGAUCACAGCCGAGCGCCGAGUUCAGAGGAGGAAUCCGCUCUCCAGCCGGAGCUCCAUUUGGAGACAGGUGUCGGCGUUCUGCAUGAGCGGACACAGGAACGCUCUAAAUGGGUCACGGAGUCUGAAGGCGGUCGGUCAGGGCCUAAAACGGGGCCCCGCUCUCGCCGCCGGAGGAGCUGGCUCUGGAACCAGUUCUUUGUGAUCGAGGAGUACAGAGGGCCAGAGCCUGUGCUCAUUGGACGGUUGCACACGGAUAUGGACAAAGGAGACGGCCGCACUAAGUACAUGUUGGAGGGAGAGGGGGUGGGCUCCGUGUUUGUCAUCGACAGCAACACAGGCAACAUACACGUGACCAAGUCUCUGGACCGAGAGGAGAAGGACCAGUACCGUCUCAUUGCUACAGCUACAGACCGUCAGACUGGCCGUGCCCUAGAGCCCUCCUCUGAGUUCAUCAUUAGAGUGCAGGACAUCAAUGACAACCCACCUGUCUUCCCCAAUGAACCCUAUGUUGCCAUGGUACCGGAGAUGGCCAACAUAGGCACGUCUAUAAUCCAAGUCACGGCCAGAGAUGCAGAUGAUCCAACAUAUGGAAACAGCGCCCGGCUGGUGUAUGCCAUUACUCAGGGCCAGGACUAUUUCUCUGUGGAUCCUCAAACAGGCGUCCUGCGGACAGCAGUACCUGACAUGGACAGGGAGACUCAGGAUGAAUAUCUGGUCCUCCUCCAGGCCAAAGACAUGGGGGGACAUUUGGGCGGACUAUCAGGGACAACAACAGUCACUGUGAAGCUGACUGAUGUCAACGACAACCCCCCUCACUUCAGAAGGAGUGCGUGGUCGUUCUCUGUAUCGGAGCUAGCGGCUCCAGGUGUGGAGGUGGGCCGUCUCACUGCCACGGAUCCUGAUCUGGGAGAGAACGCACAGCUGGAGUUUACUAUCCUGGAUGCUGAAGAGGCUGAAAUAUUCAAUAUAACGGGAAGGGACCAGGAGGCUGUCAUUGCGCUGAACAAGCUGCUGGAUUAUGAGACCCGCAGUUCGUACUCUUUCAUUGUGGAAGUUGCCAACCCUGUGGUGGAUGCUCGCUACUUAAGGAAAGGUCCCUUUAAGGACCAAGCAACAGUUCGAGUAAUGGUCCUUAAUGCUGAUGAGCCACCACGAUUCUCCCAGGCUCGCUACCAUCUGGAUGUAUCUGAGAACUGCCCCCCUGUCUGCUCUGUUGGCCGGGUCUAUGCUGUGGACCCAGACACAGGACAAACCACCAACAUCAGGUACUCCAUCGAUCCCCAGUCAGACCCUGAGGCUCUGUUCCGCAUCGCUUCUGACACCGGUUUCAUCAGCACAGUGAUGGAGCUGGACCGUGAGCAGGAGCAGUGGCAUAAUAUCACUGUCAUUGCCACACAGAGGGGUAUGUUAUCCCCUCUGCCCUCUGGGUGCUAUGAGUAACAGAACAAUCCAAAUCUUGUGUCAAGGGUUGUGGUUGCCAUAGAGACACUGGACCAGAAUGACAAUGCACCAGAGUUGGACAGACAGUACGCAACGUCUGUAUGUGACUCCAGUGCUCCCGGUCAGGUUGUUCAGGUUUUGAGAGCUGUCGACAGGGAUCAAGGAGGGCAAGACACCCCCGUCCACUUCAGCAUCCCUCCAGAGUCCAGCUCUGCUCUCAACCUCACCAUCAGGGAAACCGGAGGUGUGACAGCCAGCCUGGUGCUCCAAUCAGCCUUGGACCCCCUUCCUGGCUUCUCCUCAUCCUUACUCACCCUCUAUGUGCCAGUUGUGCUGCGCGACGGAGCCUCCGGUCUUACCAACACUGGCACGGUCACUGUGACCAUUUGUCCCUGUCUGCGGGGGGGUAUGCAGACAGAGGAUAGGGGGAGACAGAGGGACCAAAGAUGGGAGAGACACAUGGUUUGUCUGCCCAUGCCGUCCGCCUCUCCAUCUCUCAUAUUCAGUUUAGUCACCUUACUGGCCAUGCUGGCUUGUGUCACCACUCUGCUGGUGGUGUGUGCACUCUCGCUGUCAUUGCGCCAUCAGAAGCGCGACUCCCACUCACCCUUCGAGGAGGAUGAUGUCAGGGAGAACAUCAUAUCCUAUGAUGACGAGGGGGGAGGGGAAGCAGACACCGCAGCUUUUGACAUUACAGCGCUGCAGAAUCCAGCGGGGGCACAGCUACUGAACAUGUGCAGACUCCAGAGAAAGGAUUUGACCCCACAGCCUUUGCCCUUACCUGGGGGGAUGUUUGGUAACAACAGAGGCUGGGCGUGCGGGGUCGAGCCUGCGAGAACAGAAGCCGCCAACCCGCAGCCUCUCCGAAUGGAAGACCUCCUGAAUUUCCGUCUGGACCAGGUCACCUUUGACCUGUCCCAGCCGCCCUAUGACUCACUGCAGACUUAUGAGUUUGAGGGCCGUGACUCAAGGGCUGAGUCAUUGAGCUCGCUAGAGAGCGACGCCGAGAAGGACGAGGGCAGAGUGGUGGGAGGGAUGGAGGAGUUAAACCAGAAGUUUCAGAGGCUGAGAGACUCCAGCAAUGUAGUGACCAUUACAGUAGCAGAACCUGCUCACUAUGCAAUUUGCACAAACACGUAG